UUCAUGUCAAAUGAAAUCCAUCGCAGCAUAAAAUGUCAAAUACAAGUUUGCUUGAUUUCCAAUACAGCCUCUCAAGGAAAAAAUACUUGAGGAAGCCAUCACGUCUGUUCUCAUGGGACCGGCAGAACUCGGGGCCGAAGAAUGUAUUUCCUCAGCCUAAGGCUGAUGAGAUGAAGCAGGUGUUUGACAAGUUUGAUUCCAAUAAAGAUGGGAAAAUUUCUCAACAGGAGUACAAAGCCACCAUGAAGGCUCUAGGCAUGGGGGACUCGGUUCAUGAAGUGCCGAAUAUUUUCAGGGUGGUUGAUUUGAAUGGAGAUGGAUUCAUCAACUUCAAGGAAUUUAUGGAAGCUCAGAGCAAGGGUGGCGGGGUUAGGAUGAUGGAUAUACAGAGUGCAUUUCGGACAUUUGAUAAGAAUGGCGACGGUAGAAUAAGUGCUGAAGAAGUUAAAGAAAUGCUGGGAAAGCUGGGAGAAAGGUGCAGCAUUGAGGACAGUCGGCGAAUGGUGAGAGCUGUAGACACUGAUGGAGACGGCAUGGUUGACAUGGACGAGUUCACAACCAUGAUGACACAGUCCCUGAGGCAUGUUUGAAUGUUUAUGGCUAUCAUGUUUAUUGAGGUUGUAUUUAGGGUCAUCUCAAUGAAAGCUAUCUCUGUUGUAUUUAGAUUUGUGCAUGUGUUUAAUAAACUGGAUUUUAAAAUCAGUGGAACAAUACAACUGUACUGUUAAAACGGACAACUCUAUUGCUUGUAAUGAAUAAUAAUACUAAUAAUAUAAAAACUUUAUUGUGCUUCAA
Molecule: messenger RNA, 795 nt
Organism: Glycine soja
Lineage: Eukaryota; Viridiplantae; Streptophyta; Magnoliopsida; Fabales; Fabaceae
Product: calmodulin-like protein 1
Exons: 1
Coding region: 33-590 (185 amino acids)
Molecular function (GO): calcium ion binding
Source: RefSeq, a predicted model, not a curated record